Tupaia belangeri chinensis (Chinese tree shrew) is the source of this 2440-nucleotide messenger RNA. It is a transcript of the gene LAD1, whose product is annotated as ladinin 1. The record is from RefSeq and is a predicted model, not a curated record. Lineage: Eukaryota; Metazoa; Chordata; Mammalia; Scandentia; Tupaiidae. Gene Ontology annotation, molecular function: structural molecule activity. The transcript is spliced from 10 exons. Bases 95 to 1717 code for a protein of 540 amino acids.
GGCCAUGUGACCCCACCUGGGCGGGCGGGGGAGGGGCGCGCAGGUGAGGCCGGCCGGCGCCCAGCAGGACGCACGCGGCGGCGCGCUCGGCAGCAUGUCUGUCAGCAGAAAGGACUGGUCCGCUCUGUCCAGCCUGACCCGCCAGUGGACCUUGGAGGACAAGGAAGAGCAGGAGCGCGAGCGCAGGCGUCGGCACCGCAACCUCAGCUCCACCACCGACGACGAGGCUCCCAGCCUGACCCAGAAUGGAGACCGGCCGGCUGCUGAGAGGCUGCCGAGUGUGGAGGAAGCAGAGGUGCCCAAGACGCCAUCCUCAGCCACCAAAGAUGAGGACGAGGACUUCCAGGCCAUGCUCCGGUCACGGCAGGAACGGAGGCAGAGGCGGCGGGUGGAAGAGGCUGCUCCGGCCCCCGUCAGGGAGAGGCUGGAGGCAGAGGAGGGAAGGGACAGCUCGGGCCCUGAGCAGGCCACACAGCAGCCCCUGGUGCCCAAGAAGGAUCUGGGGCCCACCCCUCGUCGGAGGCUGAGCCGGGAGCAGCGAGGCCCGUGGGUCCAGGAGGAGGAGAAAGUGGCCAGCAAGGAGCCAGGAGCGGGGAAGAAAGGGGUUCUAGGGAAGACGUCAGCCUCGGAGAAAUCUGUGCCAGAGAAGAUGGCCACACCUGAGAGGAGACUGAGCUCAGAGAAGGCCUCUGUCUCUGAGAAGGCGCGGGCCGCAGAGAAGACAGCCCAGGCCGAGAAGACAGCAGUGUCAGACAAGGGAGACGGCUCAGAGCGGUCGGUUCCAGCAAAACCAGACGUCCCUGAGAAGUCACCAGCACCUGAGACGACCACUGUGUCAGAGAAGUCGGCUCUAGGAAAAGCAAGUGUCUCAGAGAAGAUGCCAGCCCCAGCGAGACCCGCGGGCUCGGAGAGGAGGCUGGUGUCUGAGAAGGCAUCCCUGUUUGAGAAGUCGCUGGGCUCAGAGAAAGCCCCAGCCGCAGAUGCAAAGCUGGUCCCAAAGAAGGCAGCAGGCCCAGGGCAGCCCUGGGCCCAGGAACAGCUGUCCUCGAGAGGUAGCCAGGCUGCCACCAAGGAGCAGAGAGGAAAGGCCCUCCUUGAAAAGAGCCCACCAUCCCCGGCAGAGCGGGGGCCCUCGGACCCUCCGGCUGCCGCCUGUGACACUCCAGACCUCUUGUACGACACCCCCCUCCCGGUCCAGGUGAAAAUUCCCGGCAGCAAGGACGAGGAGGACAUGCUUUCGCCCACCCAGAGCACCUACAGCAGCUCCCUCAAACGCUCCAGCCCCCGGACCAUCUCCUUCCGGAUGAGCCCCAGGAAGGACAACUCCGAAACCACCUUGACCCGUAGUGCCAGCGUGAGGCUCCCAGUCAAGCUAGGAGAGAAGCUGGAGCGAUACCACACGGCCAUCCAGAGAUCAGAAUCCGUCAAGUCUCCAGGCUCCUCCCGCACCGAGUUCUUAGUGACUCCCUCGGGUGUAGCCAGCAAACGCCACCUCUUUGAGAAGGAACUGGUGGGCCAGAGCCGAGCAGAACCAGCCUCCAGUCGGAAGGAGAACUUGAGGCUCUCAGGGGUCGUGACAUCAAGGCUCAACUUGUGGAUCAGCAGGACCCAGGAGUCUGGAGAGCAGGAUCCCCAGGAGGAACGGAAGCAGCCCGCAGCCGCCAAGAGGGCACAGUGGGGGAAGAAGCCGGACUCCUCCCUGGACGCUGAGGUGUGACACGCCCUGCCAAGACUGCCUUGCAAGUCUGCCUCUCAAGGCCUUUGCUCAGGCGAGGCCCUGUCUCCUGCCACUGCAUCUCCAUCUUGCCCUGCCAGUUCUUGCCCAGGGCUCCCUUUCCGUCCCUGUGCCUUUCCGUCCAGGGCCCCUGGGUGCCAGCAGUAUCUUUGAGGUCAAGCCAGCUCCUUCCCAGCCUGGCCAUGCCAAGGCCUGUCCCAUCCCACCACAGCACAGCCGAUGUGAGGACCCAGCAUCAGCCUCGGCCACAGCGCUGGUGUGCAUCACACGACGGCCUCUGUGUCCUACCUGGAGACUACCCCCCACCUCCUGUCCCCUUCCAGGAUCCACGUGGGGCGUCUUUCAGGAACUCUAGGGUCCGCUGUCUCACCUGCUCCUAGCAGGUGCCUCCAGGUCCUGUGGUGUCUCCCUCGCGUGGUCUGGGCCUGCCUACCUUAGCGUCUGGGGCCUCAGUGCCAGCCCGUGAAGGAGUUGCCCUGCGUCUGCCCUAUGCCUCCCUGCUCUGUUCUUCCCUCCCUCCCCUGGCCUGCCGCCCUGGCUGGGAGCUCAGUGCCUUUUUCUGUGCAACUACCUACCCUUGCUCCGAAAACCUGUUCUCAGGAAGGAUCUCAUAAACUCAUUCACUCUCAGGUGUAAGUGACUGAUGAUGCCUUAAAAAUGAAUUCCUUCCUGGGAUCAGCAGGUGGCAUAGUGCUUGGGGCACUG